GUGCGGGUACACGCUGCCGUAGGUUCUCGUGCUCUCGCCGCUUUCUCCGGCGCGUGCCCUGCGGUUGCCAAAGCCCACGACCCUGUGCCGCGUACGUCGUGCUCGUGCACGUACCUCUCCUGGAACUUGAGGGCGGUUACCUUACUUAAAGCAUGCAACCGCCCCUUCCUUCCAUCACCGAGCGCAGUACACUCUUUCACCCUGACUCUCUCUCGGAAACAGCAUGGCCAUGGCCAUGGUAAUGCUGCAGCCCCUAUGCCUGCUCGUGUGCUUCCUGGUCGGUGUAGCGCGCUCGGAGUUGCCGGUUCUUCAGAAGCUCUGGUCAGGCGGUGCUGCCGAGAACGCUCAGACGCCACCGGGGGCUGACCGUACCCUCUCGGCCCCUAUCAUCGGGCACGACGGCCGCCUCAUCGCCUGCUCCGGGAAGAACCUCCUCGCGUUCGAACGGAACGGCUCCGUCGCCUGGAUCGUUCCCCUCGGGCACAGAUGCAACGAAGGCAUCGGCCCUGUCACCGAGGGAGGGAAGGUGUAUUUGGUGGCAGAAGACAAGGUCAUAAAGGUCACACCACAGAACGUGCACACUGCGGAGGCAGCAUCGGAGGUGUUCUUCAGCUACAAUGCAACACCGGGGAGGUCUGAGGAGAUCAUCGGUCUGUCGAUCAGUGGUGACUGGUCGUCUCUCUUCCUCACCAUCAGAAACCGGGGACUUUUCACGCUGUUGCUGUGCACCGGGGAGCUCCAAUGGAGCCUCGGGCCCAUGCUCGAUUGGUUUGGUUAUCGUUUGGGCUGCAAAAAAAACAUCUCCAACUGCUAUUUCGAUUCAGCUCCAGUUGUUGAUCACUGUGAGGGUGCGCUUUAUAUAUCGAACACUGAAGGCCAGCUCUAUUCCUUGUACAUUCAUAGCCGUCAGUACAGAUGGAUCCAGGACCUGAGCUCACUUGACAAAGCGAUGACAAUUGCACCAGGCAAUAGUGGGCGCCUAUACAUCAUCUUCCAAAGAAAGUCUAUUGUGGUGGGGCUUGAUGUUUCGACGGGAAACAUUUCAUGGCAGCAGAAUCUUGGUCCACUAAGUAAUGAGAAAAGCUUUCCAACAGUGGAUUCUAAUGGUUGGAUGUCAAUUGGCUCACUAGAUGGGUACCUCUACUCGAUUUCUCCUGAUGGCGACAUCAGAAAGUUUGUUGGAAAAACAGCCCACGAUUCAGUGAUCCAUGCAAGUCCAGUCCUUGACUGUUCAGGGUUUUCCAUGUACGUCGCACAGACAAUAAUGGAGGCAAAAUCAAUCCGAACAAUUGGUGACCAUACAUAUGUAUCGGCAAUGAAGCCAUCAAGGAUUUUGUUCACUUUGUUAGCACCGGCAACUGGAACAAUCUACUGGACUGGAGAGUAUCCUGGGGGAUUAUCAAAUUUGUUGUCCAGUAGUGACCUGAAUGAUUUUAUGGUAGAUGAGACUAUUCUUCUCACUGUUCUAUCUGCAGCAAGGAUUGGCAACACCCUGCAGUGCUACACGAGAAGGGAAAAGAUUGCUUGGACUUGCAGGCAAGCGAAAGCCAAUUUUUCCCAAACCGAUCCAGGUGAUCAUAACCUUGUUCUUGUGUUCUUGCUCUUUAAUCUCGUGGUAAUAGUAAUACAAGCAGUAGCUGUACGGUUUUGCUGCAUCUUUUGGAGGAAGAAGAAGCUCCAAGGCAAUGGCUUGCAGAAAUUCCUGCGGAAGAGGCGCUCUCUUCACAAUGAGAGGAGAGUCUUAGGCAAGAUGAUAUCAGAGCUAGAGCAGAAGGCGGUCAAAGACGCCUCUUCGAAUGAAACUCUGGAACAGCUGGGUGAAAUGGUGAAAGCUAAGGAAGGUGUGGAGAGGAGGUUGUACACAUCAUACAGCUUGGGCAGGGAUAGGCUAGGCUUGACACAAGGAUCCUCCAUCUUGCCACUGUACCAUGGCAAGUACAAGAGCCAUUCAUUUCACAGCUCACAGAAAGAGAGCAUUACAAUCUUUAACACGUUCAGCGACACCUCUACUUCUGGGAAUAGAACCAGCAGCUACUCUGACAACAGUGAGAGUUGCAGUGCUACUAGCUCUGGAGAUAUGGAUCUCGACGCGAGAUCUAGGUCAGCAGAAGAGGCUGGACCUUCCAACACUGCAAAUGUUUCUGAGGGAGUUCAGGAUGAGUGCCCAUCAGAUGUCAAAUCCCCGUAUCGUGUAUUCACAAAUCCGGUGUUUGUUGAGGAGCAUAUCACCGCAAGCAGUGGCAAUGUGUUGCCACAGAGGGAAGAACUGACGGAAACAAUGAAGGAUUUUAUACCCAGCAAGAGAAUUUGGCUGAAGAGGAGGCGAACUCUGUCUUUCAACUAACCGAAGUAACUUGACAAAUCCAAAUAUGAUGACCCUGUUAUUUGCAAGUUGCAACAAUGUCUACAUUUGCUGUUUACUGCUGUAAGAGGCCUUCCAACAAUUAGUUUGUCUUGAUUAUGCAGAAUAGUUCUGUUCUUAAAAAACUAGGAUAUUCAUUUUGCUAUCUUGGGCAGUUCAGUGUACAGGGUUGAUAUUGAAAUGCUUAUGGCCUCCAUUCAGAUAGCCUUCAGAAAAAUAUUGCUAACAGAACUGACAAGAAUGAACACUAAACAGUGAAGAACACCAA
Molecule: messenger RNA, 2630 nt
Organism: Phragmites australis (common reed)
Lineage: Eukaryota; Viridiplantae; Streptophyta; Magnoliopsida; Poales; Poaceae
Product: protein GAMETE EXPRESSED 3
Exons: 10
Coding region: 224-2344 (706 amino acids)
Biological process (GO): embryo development ending in seed dormancy; pollen tube guidance
Cellular component (GO): plasma membrane
Molecular function (GO): protein binding
Source: RefSeq, a predicted model, not a curated record